Macadamia integrifolia is the source of this 1536-nucleotide messenger RNA. RefSeq names its product protein XRI1-like. Bases 315 to 1220 code for a protein of 301 amino acids. NCBI's taxonomy places the organism in Eukaryota, Viridiplantae, Streptophyta, Magnoliopsida, Proteales, Proteaceae. Gene Ontology annotation, biological process: male meiotic nuclear division; female meiotic nuclear division. The transcript is spliced from 9 exons. The record is from RefSeq and is a predicted model, not a curated record.
CCCCACAGGUAACGGAGUAACAGACUAUGGGGCUCUUUCUCUCUCCUCUCUCCUCUCUCCUCAAUGGUUACCCAUAUUUCCAUGAAGGUUGAGGAGAGUAAGUAGCAGAGAAAAAGAAAAGAAAAGAAAAGAAAAACCAGAGAAGAAACACAUUCGGCGGACUGCACAUUUCUCAAGCUACACAGAGAUUUUUAUAUGCUAAAUUCUCAAUAUAACGGCUAGUUUUAGUGUUUUAGAUGGUUCUCAGCGAGGUUUGACUUGGGUUCUCUCUAUCUUCACAUCGUUGCCAUCAGUCAGCAGGGAGAGCUCAAUACAUGGAUUUCAACAAUAAUAAUGAACCAUGGGAAUGGCCAGGUGAUGAAUACCAUUUCCAAAAGGAUUCCCAUUUUGAAAUCUCUAAUACUCUGUGGGAUGAAGUAAACCAGAAUGAAGAAAGUCUCUCCUACAUGUUUGAUGAAACAACUCCAAUUAAAGCUUGCGGGGAUUUAGCAUACCAUGUUACUGACAGUGGGAAAAAUAUGAUCCAGGAACCGGAAGAGCAUAUGGAGUCUUCAUCGCAUUUAAAGAGGAGACGAAUGUUACAAUUCAACACAAGUACCAUGGAUCACUGUUAUUACAAUGACCAGAUUUCAUCUGCAUUUGUAAAAUCAAAGGACAGGGAUGAUCAAGUUGGAGCAGCUUUAGCUAACACAUCAGAUUGGGCUUCAGAACUAACAGAUGAUAGGUUUGCCGUUGGUAACAGAAGUCUGGGUCAGUCUUCUGAGGGAUGGCUUGUCAAUUGCUUCAAUGACACUGAGAUGCAUUUUAGCUCGGAUGAUGUGAAUGUGUCUGGGGCUUCUGACGAGCAAAUUGACAUUUCAGAGUUCUGCAAUUUCCCACCUGAGGUGGAAGUUAAUGUGGUGCAAGGAUGUUCAACCUCAACUCCUAAAUGUGUUUUCAAAGGUAGGAAGUCUUUCAUUCAAACUCCCACAAAGAUGUCUUCUGCUGUUGCAUAUCCCUUUGCGCUCAUCAAGCCCUGUAGUGUCCAUGGAAAUGUUACUCUGAAGGACAUAAACCAGCGGAUUCGAACUCCACCCCCUUCAAAGUCAAAGCAAAGUGAUGAUGACGCCUCUGCUUCUUAUCCCACUUCAGCUUUUUCUGGGAAACCUGUGGUUGUUAAAACCAAAAUCCGCACUGAAGGAGGAAAAGGAAGUAUUACAAUCAUGAGAACCAAAGGCUGAGUAGAUAAGUUUUUCUUGCUUUGUCUUUUCUUGGUGACUCUGUGGCCCCCGUCUCUCCCCCCACCCUUUUUGUAUCUCCAUUUUGUUUCUUGAGGUUGUAGAGGUUUUCUGUAUGAUUUUCUGAAUUCAUCAAGUGCAGAAGUUGGUGGCAAAUGUUCUUUUUUUUGUUCUCUGUGGAAUUCAUUAACACAUCAAAGUGUUUAAGAUUCCAAGAUGCUGAUGUGUUGUAGAUCCCCAUGCCCGUCUUUUGGCUUCAGUAUAGUCUGUUAAUUGCCACCAUAUAUUUAUAUAAUGUGAAUAGUAUGUUUACUUGGUA